AUGGCUCAACCAGAGUGCACUCUCUCGCCGCCGGCAUCCAUCCACGAAGACCAAGCUAGAGGUCAACUGGAUAUACUUGCUCUCGAGUGCACACUCUCUCCUCCUCCAUCUCUACACAACGUUUCGAUCGAUGCUCCCAAGGGAAAAUCAACGGCUAAACCGACAGUGACCUUUGACCUCACACCUCCGGACCCGGCGUCUCUGAAGUCCCAGCAGCCACCACGUGUCCAGCCCCCAAGCUCCUGGCCCGAGAAGGUUGUCCCAGAGGCACACCCUCAACCGCACGGGGGAUCCAACCUGUCAGGUUCGAAAGCCCGGCCAGACAGCAUCAGCGAAAGCAUCAACAGCACAAGGCUCCCGACGCGCAAGUCCUUCGACAAGUCUGCCGCAUACGUCAACAAGCAGGCCCACGAUAUCAAGGCCAAGCUGAACAGCAAUGAACGGAAGCCCGUCCCCCAGCCGAACCCAGCCCCGGCUCCAGCCGAGAAGCCCUCUGAGAACCCCGUCCGCAACAGAAAACUCGCAGACGCGAACCCGGUACCCAAUCCAGUUGCGGAUAACAGCCCAAAGCUCCCAGACAGGCACCAGCCGCCCCUCAAGCAACGAAUCCGCGAUGCCCACAACCAGCGAAAAGAGCGGCGUGUCAACUUGUCUUCAUCGGAGAAGGUCAAAGACAUCACGGAGAGUCUGCUCAUCGGCUGCGGAAUCUGCGCCAUCGUCUUGCUCAUCUGCGCACCAUGCGGCGUCCUUUGA
Messenger RNA from Verticillium alfalfae VaMs.102, 753 nucleotides. RefSeq lists its product with no specific name. The transcript has a single exon. Lineage: Eukaryota; Fungi; Ascomycota; Sordariomycetes; Glomerellales; Plectosphaerellaceae. The coding region runs from base 1 to 753 and encodes 250 amino acids. The record is from RefSeq and is a predicted model, not a curated record.